UUCCAUCACCACUAAGAAUCUUUUAACUUGUUUUUUAUCAUCCUAAAUAAUAAGCACUUUUAAACAACAUCACAUUUUCUCUUUGCAUAUAUCUAACUAUUGCUCACAAAUUCUCUCAACAUAUUGCUCUCUUGAGUCAUUGAAGCCUAAGGAACUUAAGAGUAUAACUCUUAACAAUGAACUUCAACACUUCUGUCUCUAAAUGCUCAGUCCAUCAGUUGGAGACAUUAGAUGAGAAUGUUCCUGCCUCAUCAUCUGGCCUUCCGCCGCCUGAAACGCCGACAGAAUCUAUGGAGUUUCUUGCUAGAUCAUGGAGUCUUUCUGCUACAGAACUAUCCAAAGCAUUGCAUAGCACCAAUACCACGACAUCCUCGGCUAUUGAGAUGCAACUUCUAUGCCAUUCUGAUCAGUUUAAUACCAAAGGCUUCACUGCUUCUAAGGAUUCUUUAUCUAUCGGGCGUUAUUCUCAGAUUUCGCCUAAAGAAAGUAGCGAAACGAAGGAUUUACUUUUACUUCAUCAAGCACUUUCUACGGAUUUCAUUUCGAGUCAAAACUUGCUGAGAAAUGGGCUCUAUAGGAGCUUGAUGAGAGGGAAGACAACAGGUAGGUGGUUGAAAGAUCAGAAGGAGAGGAAAAAGCAAGAAAUUCGGACUCACAAUGCUCAGCUUCACGCCGCAGUAUCGGUAGUUGGUGUUGCCGCCGCUGUUGCAGCAGUUGCGGCUUCAAUAGCAUCGUCCGAUAAACCUAACGCCAUGGCUUCUGCUGCAGUUGCUUCUGCAGCUUCUUUAGUAGCCUCUCACUGCAUUGAGAUUGCAGAAGAUAUGGGAGCUGAACAGGACCAGAUCGUAACCGCAGUCGACUCGGCUAUUAACGCAAAAACCAAUGGGGAUAUUAUGACUCUUACAGCUGGAGCAGCCACGGCUUUGCGAGGAGCUGCUACGCUAAAGGCGCGUCUGGAGAAGGGGAUUGGAGCUACUGCGAUUCCUCCGAUUGAGGAGAAGUGCGGCGAAGCCAAAGAAGCAAGCAUCUUGGCAGCACUGGACUUUGUCUUUAGAGGAGGCGUACUUCUCAAACGUACAAGAAAAGGAAUUCUUCACUGGAAGCAAGUUUCUUUCAAUAUAAAUUCAAAUUUUCAGGUAGUAGCGAAAAUGAAAAGCAAGCAUAUUGCAGGAACAUUCACGAAAAAGAAGAAAUAUAUAGUCACUGGAGUUUGCAGUGAUAUCCCAGCUUGGCCCGGAAGGGAAGACCAUUGCGAAAAGAGAGCGUAUUUUGGAAUAAAAACAGCCGACAGAUUAAUAGAAUUUGAAUGUGGAAGAAAAGGAGACAAGCUGUUCUGGUUAGAAGGAAUCCAAUACAUGUUGAAUUGCCGCGCCAAAGUAACAUACUGAAAAAUAUUAACGAUGACAAUGUGAUUGCUGUAAAUACAUGUUUACUUUUCUUUAUCGAUAUGUUGAUUUGACAGCGCGACUAUAAAAUAUCCCUGAAAAAAUUGUUGUCCUAUUAUAAGUUCAGUGAAGCGUAGGAUCUAUAAA
This is a messenger RNA of Vicia villosa (hairy vetch), 1532 nucleotides long. RefSeq names its product VAN3-binding protein. The record is from RefSeq and is a predicted model, not a curated record. NCBI's taxonomy places the organism in Eukaryota, Viridiplantae, Streptophyta, Magnoliopsida, Fabales, Fabaceae. Bases 177 to 1388 code for a protein of 403 amino acids. The transcript has 9 exons.